Hippoglossus stenolepis (Pacific halibut) is the source of this 1434-nucleotide messenger RNA. It is a transcript of the gene sebox, whose product is annotated as SEBOX homeobox. Gene Ontology annotation, molecular function: DNA binding. The record is from RefSeq and is a predicted model, not a curated record. The transcript is spliced from 3 exons. Lineage: Eukaryota; Metazoa; Chordata; Actinopteri; Pleuronectiformes; Pleuronectidae. The coding region runs from base 39 to 1037 and encodes 332 amino acids.
GCGCGUGUCUGUGUGUGUUUGUGUGUCUGUUUGUGGUAAUGGCACUGUUCAUGGAUCCAGACUUCUCUUUACUCAAGCAGAACCAGCAGAAAGACAUGAUGGAUUUUAAAGCGUUAUUUGGAGAACAGGAUCACUGUAAAGAAGAUGCCGGGUCCUCUCCGGAGCCGGAGCGCGCCGCGGGCUGCCUGGAGGCGCAGAGGAAGAGGAAGAGGACCAUCUUCAGCCGAGCGCAGCUGUCGGAGCUGGAGCAGGCCUUCAAUGUCACCCCGUACCCCGACAUCACCCUGAGGGAGAGGCUGGCUGCACACACACACCUGCCCGAGAGCAAGAUACAGGUGUGGUUCCAAAACAGGAGAGCCAGAAGUAUCAAGACUGGCAGACUCCCAAAGUCUGUCACCAAGCCUGUCCAGGGAGGGAGAGGUGCUGUGGAGUCCUCCCCUGCACCCAUGACCACCACCUUCUCCACCCCAGCCACCCUGCAAGACAUAUUCAGGCAAGAGCAGAGCCACCACUCUGAGGAUGUUCCGCACAUGUACUCCGACUGGUUCCAAAUCUACAGCAACCCUAUAUCGUCACCACCGUCCUCCUCAACCCUCCAACAGCAGCCCACUCCGGCCUCCUCCAAAGCUUCAGAGCCUCGUCCCUGGGAGGAGGAGCAGCACCGACAGCAGCACUUGGGACCAGCACUCCCUGGAUUUAUUCCUAGUUCAUUUUCCCAGCCCAUCAGCAGGCAGCCUCACCACUCCGCCACGUCCCGCUCGUAUCAGGCUUUCAGGAGCUUCAAGCCCCAGAGCUUGGUUCCAGCUGGGGCUCACCAGGCUAUGUAUGGAGGCAGCACUGGAGGUGGAAGCCAUGCCUCUGUGGACCAGGUAGUCCCCUCUCACCCUCAGCCAGUGUACUGGGAGGUAACUCAGGGCCAAGGACCUCACCACCAUCACCACCACCACCACCCACAAAUGGGACCACAGACGUCCAUGGGCUACAUCUCAGACCUGAUCUACAACGCUGCUAUUGUCACUAACUUUCUUGAAUUCUGAAUACUCUGGAGCAUUAGCGUUAAAGCAUUAAAAUGUUAGAAUAAAACUGCCUCUUCUUCACAUUGUUCAAUCACAGCUCUCUUUUCUGUCAUGAUCCCUUGUAUUUGCCUUUAUUACAUUUUCUGUGUCUCAAUCUGUCCUUUGUUUUAAAAGAGCUGCUUGUGCAUCAAACAAACCUAUAUAUGUACAGUUGUUGUGUUGUUGUUGCUUCAUCCUUGUCAUCAUUUUCUUUAAAUGUUUUUUGUGCUGCAUAUUUUAGGGAAUAAAUACAUUUUAUUUCACCCCAGCCAUGAGUGUAAUUUCUAACAUUUCCAAAAACCACACAUUUUUGGUUUGUAUAUUCUUAACAAAGAUCCAUAUUUUCCCAUUUCUGUUGGUAAAACAAUCAUUUUACAAA